This is a messenger RNA of Uranotaenia lowii, 890 nucleotides long. RefSeq names its product brachyurin-like. The transcript has a single exon. Lineage: Eukaryota; Metazoa; Arthropoda; Insecta; Diptera; Culicidae. Bases 2 to 820 code for a protein of 272 amino acids. Gene Ontology annotation, molecular function: serine-type endopeptidase activity. Gene Ontology annotation, biological process: proteolysis. The record is from RefSeq and is a predicted model, not a curated record.
CAUGAAGCUCCUAACAGCAAUCCUCGCCCUGGGCCUGGUAGCUUCGGCCACCUGCUACGAAUGCAAAUCUACCGGAAACACUGAAGUAACGGCCAACGGAGAACAGAGUCGUAAUGGCCAGUUCCCGCACCAUGCUCUUAUCGUUUCGACCUUCCCGGACAAGAAACGGUACUGCAGCGGGGCCAUGGUCAGCCGGAAGUUUGUCAUAACCGUUGCUCAGUGCGUCGAAGGUUCCAGCAAAAUCGAAGUCACUCUCGGAGCCCAAUGUCUGUUGGACGGAGGAGACAACAAGUUCCGUUACAAGUUCACGGCCCUGGAGCACUUCGUUCGAUCCGGAUAUAACUACGAAACAUUCGAGAACGAUAUCGCGCUGGUCAAAUUCACCGACGACAACAUCCGUCUGCCCCCGUGGAUCAAGCCGAUCGAGCUUCCGGAAGCGACCGAAGAGCACCUGCACGAUCAGCUCCUGACCAGUGGUUACGGAAUGUUGAACUACGACACUACCAGUGCCGCCGAUUUCCUCGAAUUCACCCAGUUGACCGUAUUGAAUCAUGAAACUUGCCAGCAGGAGUUCGAGUUUGUGACCCCAGAAUCGGGUCGGUUCUGUGCCCAGCGAGAGGAACAGGAACCGAACUGCGUCAGCGAUGUCGGAAGUCCGUUGGUGUUCAAGCGAGAGGGAUACAAACAGUACACGCUGGUUGGGUUGACCAGUUUCGGACAGAAGUUUGCCUGCGAAAAGGGUAAUCCGGGUGCGCUUCAAGAGGUCAGCGCUCAUGUCGAGUGGAUUCGAGAGAUUAUUGGGGAAGCCACUGAGCAGUAAAUGUUAACUGAAGUCAUACUCAUUACAUUUGGAUAACAGAUUGUAAGAUUUUAUAAGAUGAAAUAAUAAA